AUGCUUUGCUCACUUUACGAUGGAUUGGUUCCAAUGGGUGUCCAUGAUCAUCGCUACGCCUUUGUAAUUUUUGUAUCUGAAGGAAUCUUCUUGAGCUUUUCCCAAUUUGGACAACUAGCUCUCUCUAUUCGUUGUGGUUUCAUAACAGUUACUUAUGCAAUUCUUCAUGCCCAUUUCAUCUACAGAUACCUCGUAUUGAAUAGGUCAAUUUUCAUCCAAAAAUAUUUUAUUCCUUAUGGACUCAUUCUAACUUUUGUUUACUGUUUCUCGCACAUGAUACUGUGGACGGCGGUUUGCGAAUACUUUUUCUACGGAGACCAUGAACGAAAAGAAUACAUUCAUGACUCUUUCAAACAAUUGUACAACUUGACAUCGUAUGACUUCAAUAUGGUUAUAGCACUUUACUGGGAAGGAAGUAAUGAGGCGAUAAUGAACAAUUUGAAAUCCCACUCGAACAUAAGUGUCAAGACCCUUCGCCUCCAACACCAACUUUUCCAAGCUCUCACAGUGCAGACAUUGAUUCCAAUAUGCGUUAGUUUGAUGCCAUGUAUGGCUGUAUGGUUUGGUCCUGUGUUCCUUUUGGAUUUCUUUCCAAUUUAUCUUGCUGCAACUAUCGCUGCAUCUGCUUUUCCUUGUAUUGACCCAGUUGCGAUCAUCUUCUUUCUUCCAUGCCUUCGGAAGAGAUUAUACUUCAUUGGAUCUGGACCAUCGACGUCUUCGACAACUCAUCCUAACUCAUCCUUCCGGAUAUCCUAA
This is a messenger RNA of Caenorhabditis briggsae, 756 nucleotides long. The transcript has 4 exons. NCBI's taxonomy places the organism in Eukaryota, Metazoa, Nematoda, Chromadorea, Rhabditida, Rhabditidae. Bases 1 to 756 code for a protein of 251 amino acids. The record is from RefSeq and is a predicted model, not a curated record.